Molecule: messenger RNA, 2493 nt
Organism: Silurus meridionalis
Lineage: Eukaryota; Metazoa; Chordata; Actinopteri; Siluriformes; Siluridae
Gene: c1galt1b
Product: glycoprotein-N-acetylgalactosamine 3-beta-galactosyltransferase 1
Exons: 5
Coding region: 466-1437 (323 amino acids)
Cellular component (GO): membrane
Molecular function (GO): N-acetylgalactosaminide beta-1,3-galactosyltransferase activity
Source: RefSeq, a predicted model, not a curated record
UGUAUGUGGUGUGAUGGGGGUUUAGAGAAAAGAAAAAAGAAGUAAACAUUUUUUAGGAUUCCAUCAUUUACUAUAAAUUGUAUUCGAAAUAACUGAUUAAAAUUGAGAUCAAUAAAGGAAUUGAGUGCUGAUAAACCAUAUCCGGCGAUGAACACUAGAACACACAAAGACCUGUGUUAUGGCCUUUGAACGAACGAGUUGGAGUUGCCUCACAGGGUUUUAUUAUCCUUUGUUGUGAGAAUAUUUGCAUUGUGAGGUGUGUCUUGCCUUCUGAUCACUUUUUAGUCAUUACUUUUUCGGUAGCUCAACAUUUCAGGCAUGGGCAUAACGAAAUUGGUUUUUUUAUGAGGCACAUUGACUUGUCUGAUUUAAACCCACUCGGUUUCUUUUCCACCUGCUGAGGAGAAGCUUGGCAAGCGAGAAACGUGUUUCUCCUCUACAGAAGUUCCAGUUUUCCUCUCUAGGAUGCUGCUUAAACCCAGAUCUGUAUUCUGUGGAGCGUUCUUUGGCUUUAUCAUGGUUCACAUGUACCUGAAGUCUUGCAGUAAAAUGAAUGUAGUGUUGUACACAAUUACCAAGGUUCAGCAUCAAGUUCCAAUCAAGGUCAACAUCUCCAUCGAGAAAUCAGAUGAAGUCGCGAAGCAGCUGAACUCGAAGCUGCGCAUUUUGUGCUGGAUCAUGACCCACCCCAACAACUUGGAGAAGAAAGCCAAACACGUCCGAGCCACGUGGGCCAAACACUGUGACAUGGUGCUCUACAUGAGCUCCAACAACAGUGACUUUCCAGCCGUGGGACUGAACGUGUCUGAGGGCAGAGAUAAUCUCUACUGGAAAACCAUCCGGGCCCUCCAGUACAUCCACACUCACCACCUAGAUGCCGCCGACUGGUUCCUCAAAGCCGACGACGAUACGUUCGUGGUGGUGGAGAACUUGCGGCGUCUCCUGAACCGACACGACACCGAGAAGCCCAUCUACCUGGGACACAGGUUCAGGGUGUUUGUGGCUCAGGGCUAUAUGAGCGGCGGAGCUGGAUAUGUCAUGAGCAGAGAGGCACUUAGGAGGUUCGUCCAAGGUUUCAGCUCAGGACAGUGCACACACACCAGCCCGGUGGAGGAUAUGGCCUUGGGGAGGUGCAUGCAGACCAUGAAGGUUGAAGCUGGCGAUUCGAGAGAUGAGCAGUUGAGAGAAACUUUUAAUCCCUUCACUCCGGACAUGCACUUGCGUCCUCUAGACUUCGGGGAGAAGCUGCCCUGGGGCUACAGUUACUAUCCGCCAAAACAAGGACCGGAUUGCUGUUCAGAUUACGCCAUCAGCUUUCACUACAUCCUGCCUCACAGGAUGUACGAACUGGAGUACUACACUUAUCACCUGCGACCUUAUGGAUAUCAGUACAGGUUUGACCCGGAUGUCACGGCCAAUGGCACCGAAAAACCCUGAGUUUAAAAAAGAAAUGAAGAAAAGUAGACAAAAAACAUAUUUUUUAAAUUAAAGACUGUCUGGAAAAGAUUUUAUUGAAAAUUAAAGCUCAUUUAUGGCUUAUUUAUUUAUAACUAGAGAUACAACUAUUAAUACAACUAUUAAUAAAUGUAUUUAUAACAAUAACCAUUUGUAAAUUUGCAAAAAAGAAUAAAGGGAUAUUUAUAUUUAUAAAAGUUUUUAAGGAGCUCUGAAAACGUCUGUAUGAAAGAAUGUAAAGGAUUGUACAGUAUGUGAUACAGUGGAUAUGCAUUGGUAAAAAAAUAGCCUUGUUUACCAUCACCUUGGUUCUUGUACUGAUUAUAAAACAACACGUUUUUAACAUUACAAAUCAAUUACACGUUUUUUUUUCUUUUCCACCAGUGUUGAGUCAUUUCAAAUCCUACCCCUGAUCUGAACACUUUGCAGUUUGCAUGUCUCUCUAUAUUUAAGAUUAUAAUAACCGCCACUCUUCAGGGAAGAUGUUCCACUAGAGUUUGUGUAGUGGAGAUCCAUUCAGCCUCAAUGGUGUAAGUAAAAGCAGGUAGUGAUGUAGGUGAGGUGAGGAGACCUGGGAUGCAGCCAGUGUUUAUAUUCAUUCAUUUUAAUAGGGUUAAUUUCAGCAGGAGAUCUUCCACUCCAAACCCAUGGAAAGCAGAUCUUCAGGGAACUGGCUUUGUGCACAGGUGCAUGGUCAUGCUGGAACAUUUUUGGAUCUCCUGGUUAAAGUAAAUGGAAAUUUCAUGCUGCCACAUUCAAAGACGUCCACACAAAUGUGUGCCUCCAAGUUUUGGAGAAACCACAUAUGGCUGGAAAAGUCAGGUGUCCCAAUACAAUUGUCAAUAUAGUGUCUUGCUCUUGAUAACUCCUUAGAAGUGUUAACUAAAAUGGCCACCAAGAGUAGAAUGUAAUAGUAUUUACAGUGGAACCCGGUUAUGUCGAUGUCCUAGGGGGACGCCAAAAAGCAUCGAGGUAACCGAUGAUCGAGAUAAACGAAAAUCAAAAUGGCGGCAAUAUAUUAACGUGCUUGAAAUUUCU